This is a messenger RNA of Thermothielavioides terrestris NRRL 8126, 762 nucleotides long. RefSeq lists its product as uncharacterized. The transcript is spliced from 7 exons. The record is from RefSeq and is a predicted model, not a curated record. NCBI's taxonomy places the organism in Eukaryota, Fungi, Ascomycota, Sordariomycetes, Sordariales, Chaetomiaceae. The coding region runs from base 1 to 762 and encodes 253 amino acids.
AUGGCUGAGACGAAGUCCGACAUCCACCUCUACACGGCCCAGACGCCCAACGGCAUCAAGAUCUCGAUGCUGCUGGAAGAGCUGGGCCUGCCGUACAAGGUCACGGCCAUCGACCUCCAGAAGAACACGCAAAAGGAACCAUGGUUCCUCGAGAUCAACCCCAACGGCCGCAUCCCCGCGUUGACCGACACUUUCACCGACGGCUCAACCAUCCGCCUGUUUGAGAGCGGCUCCAUCAUGCAGUACCUCGUGGACCGCUACGACACGGAGCACAAGGUGUCGUACCCGCGGGGCUCGCGCGAGUACUGGGAGGUGAACAACUGGCUGUUUUGGCAGAUGGGCGGCUUGGGGCCGAUGCAAGGCCAAGCAAACCACUUCACCCGAUACGCGCCCGAGAAGAUCCAGUACGGCAUCAACCGGUACCAGAACGAGACGCGCCGGCUGUACCGCGUCAUGGAGACGCAGCUGAGCAAGUCCAAGUCGGGCUACCUGGUCGGAGACCGGCUAACCAUCGCCGACCUUGCCUGCUGGGGCUGGGUCGCCUCUGCCUACUGGGCGGGCAUCCCGCUCCACGAGUUCCCGCACCUGAAUGCUUGGGUCGACAGGAUCGUGGCCCGCCCAGCGUGCGAGAAGGGCAGGCAUGUGCCGAAGCCGCACACGGCUCUGGAAAACAGGAACAAGACGCAGGAGGAGCUGGACAAGGCUGCCGCGGAGACGAGGGCCUGGGUGCAGCAGAGCAUGGCUGAGGAUGCGAAGAAAUGA